AUGAAGACUAUCAUAUGGAACUGUCAAGGAGUAGCGUCUAAGUGCUUUCUUAGAGCUCCGAAAUGGCUUCUGAGCAAACACCGUCCGGACAUGCUCUGUUUAGUGGAAACUAAAACGUCAGGUAGCAAUGCCAACUUUAUCUGCAUCAAGCUUGGCUUUGAAAAGUGGGCAAGAGUCGAAGCCCUUGGAUUUAGUGGAGGCAUAUGGAUUUUAUGGUCGAAUGGGUUGACAGUGGAUAUUCUACAAUCCCAUCCACAAUAUGUGCACAUGUCUGUAAGGGAAUUGUCUGGGAGAAGGUGGAACUUCUCUGUAGUCUAUGGCAGCCCUUCUCUGUACCUUCGUCGGCGUCUCUGGAAUUCUCUAAGUAGGGAGAAAGUGCAGGUGAAUCACCCCUGGCUGAUUGCGGGUGACUUCAAUGCGAUUGCUAGUCAUGAGGAAUGCUCGAACCCUCACAACCCCGGGAACCACAGGAAUGGGGACUUCAGAAAUUGGAUAUUCCGAGAAGCGCUGGUUGAUCUUGGAUUCUCGGGUCAGAAGUUCACUUGGAGGCAGGGAAGGGAUGAUGAGAAUUUUAAAGCGGCCAGGCUCGACCGUGCUCUUAGCUCCAUGGAUUGGUUAGACCUCAUACACGAAAAGAAGGUGACUCACCUCCCGACGCUCGGAUCUGAUCACUGCCCGUUACUAAUUGACUUUGAUACUCAGAGUAAGAAGAAAGAGAAAAGUUUCCUUUUUCAAGGGGCUUAG
Ipomoea triloba (trilobed morning glory) is the source of this 744-nucleotide messenger RNA. RefSeq lists its product as uncharacterized. The record is from RefSeq and is a predicted model, not a curated record. Gene Ontology annotation, molecular function: catalytic activity. The transcript has a single exon. NCBI's taxonomy places the organism in Eukaryota, Viridiplantae, Streptophyta, Magnoliopsida, Solanales, Convolvulaceae. Bases 1 to 744 code for a protein of 247 amino acids.